AUGCCUCCUCCACAACAGCUACCUGAUAGGGCUACGCCACGUAGCCGAACGAGAAUUCUAGCCGAUCCCAUCUUCCACAGAGCCUUUUCGUUCAACCCCACUCCUCCAACCCACCGUGGUUUCCCGACCAGCGGCGGCAACCCGAUCCACAACAACAGCACCCCGACGAACGACGACAUCGCCGAGCUUACCAUCCGCGACAUCGAGAACUUCACCCUUUCCUACCUCCGCAACGAAUACUCCCCCCGCCCCUUCGACCACGGCCCCGUCCGCGCUCACAACCCCGCCGCCACCCCCAUCACCGGGGCAUCAUCGCACACCCUCCUCAACAACCUCCCCACCACCACCACAUCCUCCCCCUCACCCGGCCGCACCAUGCCCGCCAACCCCACCCGCUGGGCCGCCAUCGGCCGGUGCCUGCGCUCCCACGACCCCACCACCAACACGCCGACAGCCGCGACCCUCGCCACCGCCGCCACCAACCCCUCCACGCGCCGCGCCCUCGGCGACAGCGCCCAGCUGCGGACGCACCUCGUCGCGCGGCGCGCGCCGCUCGCGUCGAUCGAGCAGCUCGAGGCGGCGGUCAAGGACUUUUCGCGCCUCGGCCGCUUCAGCCGCGUGCGCACCAAGCUCGCGCGCGCCGGCGCCUUCGCCGCGCUCGCCGCCCGCCUGCUGCGCGACCAGGCGCUGCUGGGUGCGCUGUGGCCGCCGCCGGGUCCGCUCGUCUUGCCGCGCGAUCCCGUCGCGAGGGCGGGGCGGGACCUCCAGGCGGCGGGGGCGGAGGUGUUUGUGCGCGUCGACGCGCUGGAUGAUUAUGUGGUGAGGGGGUGGGCGGUGUGGAAGUGUAGGUGGUCGGCUGGUCGGGGUGUUGGCGGGUUGAUGGGGAAGAAGAAGAGGACGACGACGACGACGACGCCGCUGGGUGCGCUGCGCGUCGGUGGGCAGAGGCUGCAUGCGUUGCAGAUCGCGGAGAACCCGGCGGGUGCGUGCUGGGGGCAUACGCAUCGCGAGUACAUGGCUGCGGACGAUUUGCUGGAUAUCGGCAGGGGGGAGAGGCUGGUCCGGAAGAUUGAGUUCACGCGCGAGUGCAACGAUUGCGGCGUCAAGCACCGCCAUGAGGUGCAGCUGGUUGUUGGACCUGGCGAGGAGAUGCCGAGGGAGGGCGAGCUGCCGGCUUAUGACGACCUGGAGCCGCUACAAGAACAACAGCAGGAGCAGAUGGAGGAGGAGGAUGAGGUUGCAGAGCUGUAUGCGCAGGCUGAGGCCGAGGCGCAGGAGCAGGAGCGGAUCCAGGCGGCCGUCCGGUACGAGGCUGGCUACGCGUCCGAUGCUGAGUCUAGCAGCGGCGUGGAGUCCGGUGUCGAUGACGAGACGGACUCUGAUCUUGGAUUUGAGUUCGAAUCUGAGCUCGAGGCGGAGAGUCUACGACCGUUGCCGCUGAUCAUUCCGCGUGCGAUCCUCCCGAAGCCCUAA
Diplodia corticola is the source of this 1473-nucleotide messenger RNA. RefSeq lists its product as uncharacterized. NCBI's taxonomy places the organism in Eukaryota, Fungi, Ascomycota, Dothideomycetes, Botryosphaeriales, Botryosphaeriaceae. The record is from RefSeq and is a predicted model, not a curated record. Bases 1 to 1473 code for a protein of 490 amino acids. The transcript has a single exon.